GCCUGGCUGGCACCACCAACAGUCACCACCAAAACAACAAAAUCAUAUUCUUUCCACACCAGACUUGUUCAGGGAAUUUGUCCUGGUUCUGUUGCCAACAUGAGGUUCACUACUUUUGCCCUGCUAGCCGCUGUGGCUAUUGCUUCGCCUACGAAGGAGCUCACCAGCCGCUCUGAGCUGGCUCGUCGCCAGGCUACUGAGACCUGCACAAUUGGAUACUGUACACAGAAUGGUGGCACUACUGGUGGUUCCGCCGGUGACACCGUCACUGUGACCGACCUGGACAGCCUGACCGAAGCCGCCGAGAGCGAGGGUGCCUUGACCAUUAUCGUAUCUGGUGAAAUCUCUGGCAGUGCCAAAAUCCGCGUCGCAGCCGACAAGACCAUUUACGGUGAAUCCGGCAGCUCUAUUACCGGUAUUGGCUUCUACAUCCGCCAGGUUAGCAACGUUAUCAUGCGUAACCUGAAGAUCGGAGGAGUCGACGCUGACAACGGCGAUGCCAUUGGAAUCGACGAGUCCACCAACGUGUGGGUUGACCACUGCGAUCUCUCUGGUGAUCUCAGCGCUGGAAAGGAUGACUUGGACGGUCUUGUUGAUAUCAGCCACGGUGCUGAGUGGAUUACUAUUUCCAACACCUACUUCCACGACCACUGGAAAGCCUCCCUGAUCGGCCACUCGGACAGCAACGCCGACGAGGAUGAAGGAAAGCUGCACGUCACAUACGCCAACAACCACUGGUACAACAUUAACAGCCGUACCCCCUUGAUCCGCUUCGGAACAGUCCACAUCAUCAACAACUACUGGGACAGCCUGCUCCUGACCGGUGUCAACUGCCGCAUGGAUGCGCAAGUCCUGAUCCAGAGCUCUGCCUUUUCUAACUGCCCCGACGAGGCUAUCUUCUUUGCCGACUCUGACUACACUGGCUAUGCGGUUGUCGAUGAUGUUGACCUGGGUGGUUCCUCGAACUCUGUUCCCGAGGGCACUCUCACUCCGGACUCUCUGCCGUAUGAUGCGAUCGAGGCGCUUGGAUCUGACCAGGUCGCUAGCACUAUCCCUGAGACUGCUGGACAGAAGCUGUAAGUUAGCCAGGCAGUUGAAUAGCCGGAGGCCUGGACGGAGAACAGCCGGUUAGGUCGGGCUACGAAGGCCAUAGCACAGUUGGUUAUUAUGUACAUAGUUGUCAUUGCACAUAUCGUUAUACACAUAGUACCUUUGAUUGCCCUGCCUAUAGGCUAGGUCCUGUAGAACAUGACGUAGAUUGAAUAUCAAUACACGAAGGCAGGUUA
Molecule: messenger RNA, 1286 nt
Organism: Aspergillus versicolor CBS 583.65
Lineage: Eukaryota; Fungi; Ascomycota; Eurotiomycetes; Eurotiales; Aspergillaceae
Product: pectate lyase family protein
Exons: 3
Coding region: 100-1080 (326 amino acids)
Molecular function (GO): pectate lyase activity
Source: RefSeq, a predicted model, not a curated record